GGAUAUUUUUUGCCAUAUAUAUCAAGUCGUCGCAUGGGAUAAAUUACUUUUUCAUACGCCAAUCGUAAUCGCACCAUGAUCUAUCGCACUGGGAAUUGAAUCUGGAAUCAGUCGAUAGUCGUGCUUCUUAACUGUUAGUGUAUGCGGUGGUCCCCCAAACCGAUGAUAUCUUUGAGCAAAACGUCCAACCUGAUGUUUACGUUUUUCUUAUGGCGACUAAAAACCUUAUAAUUUCUCUAAGGCAUUUAUCUCUUGGAAUUGAACAAAAUUUCGUGCGAACCCGUUCGUUCUUAGUAAGUGAACAAAAAAGAGAUUAGACAUAAGCAACUAGAUUGGAUUAGCGUUGGUGAGACGUGAAAACGAGAAGGAGAGCAUAUUCUUCAGCUGUGAACGAGUAGACUGGAUUUGUUUCAGCGUAAUCUAACAGCAACGAAGCAAGCAAAUUCAUUCGGUGCAACAUAAGCCAUCGUAAAAGCAGCACUAUAAGCAAGAAGAGGAGCAGCUUUAAGAAUACUAACAACGGCACAGCAGCACAAUGUCUUUAUUUGAUAAUCCGGAUCAAAUACGUUUAUUGCAAAAUUUGUUGUAUCCGAAAGAUGAGAAAGACGACUCAGAUAGCGACAAUGCAGAAGAGUCUUUAGUAUGCAAUAAAUUAACGCCGGGCACUAUUGCAAAACCCGCUAGACAGACAAAUGGUUGUGAUGCGACAGGCAAGAAAGACAACUUUAAAUCUCCUUACUCUCCUGCCAAAGAGGAAUCGAAGGACCCGCUACCGAAAACCGUGGAGGAGUGGGAGCAAAUUCAAGAGAAAGAAGAGGAAUUAUUGGAUAAUCGCAAAAUACCUGAAUACAAUAUGUCGUAUUGUCAGGCCGUGGGAACAGAAGACGUCUUCCUGCAAAUGGGUAAUCGCACUAAUGCCACAGCCAGUUGUGAAGAUUUAUUGCUGGAAAUCGCUCUGCCGGAAGAAACUGUCACAGUCGACAAAAUGAAUCUUUUCAUUACGGAAACAGAUGUCGAUUUAUCAACGCCUAUAUAUCGCCUUAGGAUGCCAUUGACCCAUAAGGUUAACGUUGACCAUUGCAAGGCAAAGUAUGAUCCUGGUUCACAUAUAUUGCGUUUAACUUUGCGUUUAAAACGCGAAUUGGAUUUUGUGAAUUUUUAA
Messenger RNA from Glossina fuscipes, 1162 nucleotides. It is a transcript of the gene Dnaaf6, whose product is annotated as dynein assembly factor 6, axonemal. The transcript has 3 exons. Gene Ontology annotation, biological process: axonemal dynein complex assembly. Gene Ontology annotation, molecular function: dynein intermediate chain binding; protein-folding chaperone binding. NCBI's taxonomy places the organism in Eukaryota, Metazoa, Arthropoda, Insecta, Diptera, Glossinidae. The record is from RefSeq and is a predicted model, not a curated record. Gene Ontology annotation, cellular component: cytoplasm. Bases 536 to 1162 code for a protein of 208 amino acids.